This is a messenger RNA of Camelina sativa (false flax), 1393 nucleotides long. NCBI's taxonomy places the organism in Eukaryota, Viridiplantae, Streptophyta, Magnoliopsida, Brassicales, Brassicaceae. The record is from RefSeq and is a predicted model, not a curated record.
GAAUCUUGAUGGUAAAAGUUAACGAACCACAAAUAUCAACGACAUAAUUAACAAAAAAAAGAAACCUUUUUUAUCUCUCUCUCUCUCUCUCUCUCUCUCUCUCUCUCUCUCUCUUGCUGCAGAUGAUAAAAGAAUCAGCUUCUGAAUCAGAAACUCACUUCACACUUUCCCCAAAGCUAUGGGAUUCGAGAGCUCUUCAUCAGCUGCUAGCAACAUGAAACCUCUUGGCGGCGAUUCUAAACCUCAAAAAUCCAAUACCGCUCAGUACUCUGUCGACGCUGGUCUCUUUGCUGAUUUCGAUCACUCCAUUUACUCUGGCAAGUCUUUCAACUACUCCAAAUCUGUAAUUUCACCACCCAGUUACGUUCCGGACGAACACAUCACUGCUUAUCUGUCUAAUAUCCAAAGAGGCGGUCUUGUUCAGCCUUUUGGUUGUUUGAUUGCUGUUGAAGAACCUAGUUUUAGGAUACUUGGUGUUAGUGAGAACUCUGCUGAGUUCCUUGGUUUGUUGUCUCUUGCUUCGACCUCUCAUUCUUGUGGUGGUGAGUUUGAUAAAGUCAAGGGUUUGAUUGGAACCGAUGCAAGGACGCUUUUCACGCCUUCUUCUGGAGCUUCUUUGGCUAAAGCUUCUUCCUUUACUGAGAUUUCGCUGUUGAACCCUGUUUUGGUCCAUUCUAGGACGACCCAGAAGCCUUUUUAUGCUAUACUACACAGGAUUGAUGCCGGGAUUGUCAUGGAUUUGGAGCCUGCUAAAUCUGCUGACCCGGCUUUGACCCUUGCAGGUGCUGUUCAGUCUCAGAAGCUCGCCGUUAGGGCCAUUUCUAGGCUGCAGUCGCUUCCCGGAGGAGAUAUUGGUGCUUUGUGUGAUACUGUUGUGGAAGAUGUUCAGAGACUUACCGGUUAUGACCGUGUUAUGGUCUAUCAGUUUCAUGAAGAUGAUCAUGGUGAAGUUGUUUCUGAGAUUAGAAGAUCUGAUUUGGAGCCUUAUUUGGGUUUACAUUACCCUUCAACAGAUAUUCCUCAGGCCGCUCGGUUCUUGUUCAAACAGAACCGUGUCCGAAUGAUUUGUGAUUGCAAUGCUACUCCGGUUAAGGUUGUUCAGAGUGAGGAGCUCAAGAGACCACUUUGUUUAGUCAACUCUACUCUAAGAGCUCCUCAUGGGUGCCACACGCAAUAUAUGGCAAAUAUGGGAUCUAUAGCUUCUCUUGCUCUCGCAAUUGUGACAAAAGACAAAGAUACAAGCAAGCUUUGGGGAUUAGUUGUAGGCCAUCAUUGUUCUNUGUUCAGUCUCAGAAGCUCGCCGUUAGGGCCAUUUCUAGGCUGCAGUCGCUUCCCGGAGGAGAUAUUGGUGCUUUGUGUGAUACUGUUGUGGAAGAUGUUCAGANUUUGCUAG